Molecule: messenger RNA, 5519 nt
Organism: Drosophila mojavensis
Lineage: Eukaryota; Metazoa; Arthropoda; Insecta; Diptera; Drosophilidae
Product: cGMP-specific 3',5'-cyclic phosphodiesterase
Exons: 14
Coding region: 1464-4814 (1116 amino acids)
Biological process (GO): signal transduction
Molecular function (GO): protein binding; 3',5'-cyclic-nucleotide phosphodiesterase activity
Source: RefSeq, a predicted model, not a curated record
AGCGAACUGGAGCAACGGCAAGACGGCAAUAGUAGCGCUCAGAGCUUAUAAGCUGCAGAGCACGAUUACACUGGGAGAGAGAGCGAACGAGAGAACAAAAGCUAGCAAAAGCAAAACAAGAGAGUGAGCGAAAGAGAGAGUAUGUGUGCCCAAGCGUCAACGCGCCAACGUGAGGCAGCUAGACAGAGAGAGGGAGAGCCAGAGAGAGCGCAGCCAUUUGGGUACGCUGUAAUUUAGCUAGGCCCGCACAGAAUUUUUCGGUCGCACACAUCGUGCUCAGUGCUCAACUUGACGUCGUGCUGUGAAAAAGUCGAAAAGCCGGAAGUUGAGCAAUUCUGUGACAGCGCUCAUCCACCCACCGCUCUCGCCAGCUGCUCGAGCAUUAGGCUGCCGCAAACACUACGUAUGCGGAAUUGCCGCCGGUUGUAAAACAAACGGUGCAAACAGUUUUGCAUAAUAUGUACAGCAAAUACAAACAGCAAACAAAGGCGACUGCCCAAGAAUUAGUGUAUGAAUCUAAUCAACAAUUCAGUGUUUUCAUAAAAAAUUAAAAAAAAAAAGCAAACGGAAGAAACCAUAAACAAAUGCUUGUCAAGUGCAGUGCAAAGCGAUUUGUCGCAUUUUUCUAAUUCACAUUCACCCGCGUCGUUUGUGUUAUCAGCCUGUGAACAACAACAGCAGCAACAAGAACGGAGACGAGCAGCACAAAAGCACUAGCAAACAAAAGGAAAACAACGACAACAAAAACAAAAACAAAUGCUUGCAUUCGCGGCGAAAUGUAACUGCAUUUCAAAAUUGUCGCCAACGCCGCUGUCGACGCACAUGUGUAUGCGUGCAUGUGUAUGUGUGUUUAUAGAUUAUGAUCUCAAAUUGGCUUAAGUGAAAUCAAGUUGACAGCACGUGGUCGCAAAUCAAACAGAAAUGAACUGUUAAAUGGCUGCCGAGGCUUGUUUGUGCGUCAAUAUUUAAAGCCGGCAAUAGAAGGACUGAGGCGACGGCUCCCGGGACUGAGGCGAACGUGCAUGAACCGAGAUCUAGAGGCUAAUGUAACGAACACAGCCACAAGGGCUGAAGAUGACACAAAGCCAUUUGCCGGGCACAGUUUGAGUUGGUCUCGUCAUCAAUUACCCCUUCCCGGCGCUGUCCCAUUAAGGUCGUGUAGCCAGCCAAACAGCCGCGGAGGCAACAAUAGGCAACAGGCGACGGCAACAGGUCGUCAAGGAACUCAACCAGCCUCAACCAGCCUCAACCAGCCCACUCAGCCAUAUAAGUGGGCAGCUACGUGACUUUGUCAGCCCACGCAGCUGGAGCCGCAGUCAAGCGUUUAGCUGAAGAGCAUCGCCCACUCAGUGAGGCUAGGCUGGGCCCGAUUCACCUGAUGUGGGAGCAUCAGGUGUACUGAAUGUAUGCUAGCGACUUGGUAACCAUUGCCGCUGCUGCCGUUGACACGAUAACUAACAAUCAUGACCGAUGUAUCAGCUACCACGGGCAGGGCCGGCGAUCGAGUCAGCUCCACAAGCUCCGAGGUGGCUGUGGAGACAACAUCUCAAGCUCUAACCAAUGGUGCCGCAAAGGAACCACUGGCAGCAGUAACAGCAGAAGCAACAGCAACAGCAACAGUCACAGCAACAACAACAGCAACAGUCACAGCAACAACAACUGCUGCAACAGCAACAAUGGCAACUGCAGUCAUAAGCAAGCAAGCAAAGUCCGAAUGCCAUUCACAAAGCAACAACAAUCAGCAUGUGGAAACAGCUCCGUCAAAACAAUCCAGCGACAGUGAAGCGAGUGCGCCUACGACUGUGUCUAUUCCAUCAGCAAAUGCCAAAAUCAACAGCAGCAGCAGCGGUAAGACAACAGCCACACAGCAAGAUGUGGACGAGGUGGCUCGCCUGUUCGAAGAGAAGCCCGAGGCCUUUGAGAAAUGGCUAACGGAACGUGCACCGCCCGAGGCGCUGAGCCGCCUGCACGAGUUCAUUGAGAGCCGCAAGCCGCACAAGCGGCCCUCGGUCACAUCGGAUUUGUUUCAGCAAUGGAUGGCCUCGCCCACCGUGCAGCAGAAGUCGCCGCGCAAGUUAUCCAAUUCAUCGGUGCAUGCACUGCCCGAGAGUCGACGCCAUUUGAUGGAAUUGGAUGAGGGCGAACUCUUCAUGGAGCUGAUACGUGACGUGGCCAACGAGCUGGACAUUGAUGUGCUGUGCCAUAAGAUAUUGGUGAACGUGGGCCUGCUAACCCAUGCGGAUCGUGGAUCUCUCUUUCUGGCCAAGGGCACGCCAAACAACAGGUACCUGGUGGCCAAGCUCUUUGACGUCACACAAACGACAGCACUCAAGGAUGCAGUGACGCGGGCGCGAGCCGAGGAGAUCAUCAUACCGUUUGGCAUCGGCAUCGCUGGCAUGGUGGCCCAGACAAAGCAGAUGAUUAACAUCAAGGAGGCCUACAAGGAUGCUCGCUUCAAUUGCGAAAUCGAUUUGAAGACCGGCUACACAACCAACGCCAUACUCUGCAUGCCCAUUUGCAACUAUGAGGGCGACAUCAUAGGCGUGGCACAAAUCAUCAAUAAAACCAAUGGCUGCAUGGAGUUCGACGAACACGAUGUGGAAAUCUUUCGCAGAUAUUUGACAUUCUGCGGCAUUGGCAUACAGAAUGCCCAGUUGUUCGAGAUGUCCGUUCAGGAGUACCGGCGCAAUCAAAUCCUCUUGAAUCUGGCACGCAGCAUCUUCGAGGAGCAGAACAAUCUCGAGUGCCUUGUCACCAAAAUCAUGACGGAGGCCAGGGAGCUGCUCAAAUGCGAGCGCUGCUCCGUCUUUCUGGUGGAUCUCGAUUGCUGCGAGGAGAGCCAUUUGGAGAAGAUAAUCGAGAAGCCUCAUCAGCUCCAGCAGCAGCGCACCCCGCGUGCCAUUAUGAGUGGCGACAGCUUUGAGGAAAAGCAAAAUAUGCGCAAUCGCUUCACCGUGCUGUUCGAGCUGGGCGGGGAAAAUCAUGCGGCGAAUGUCUCCCGGCCCUCCAUCAACGAUCUGAGCCACUCGACGCUGGCGCAGAUUGCCCAAUUCGUGGCCACCACCGGGCAGACGGUGAACAUCUGCGACGUUCAGGAUUGGGUGAGGGAGCACAAUCAGAUACGCGCCGAGAGCGAGAUCGACAGCACACAAGCCAUACUCUGCAUGCCCAUUGUGAAUGCCCAGAAGACGGUCAUUGGCGUCGCCCAAUUGAUAAACAAGGCAAGCGGUUUGCCCUUUACCGAAUCGGAUGCAUCCAUAUUCGAGGCAUUCGCCAUAUUCUGCGGCCUGGGCAUACACAACACGCAGAUGUACGAGAACGCCUGCAAGCUGAUGGCCAAGCAGAAGGUGGCAUUGGAGUGCCUCAGCUAUCAUGCGACGGCCAGCCAGGAUCAGACAGAGAAACUCGCCCAGGACGUCAUUGCCGAGGCCGAAGCCUACAAUUUGUACAGCUUCACCUUUACGGACUUUGACCUGGUCGAUGACGACACCUGCCGUGCGGUGCUGCGCAUGUUUAUGCAAUGCAAUCUGGUCUCACAGUUCCACAUACCUUACGAUGUGCUCUGCCGCUGGGUGCUGAGCGUUCGCAAGAACUAUCGCCCAGUGAAGUACCACAAUUGGCGACACGCUCUAAAUGUUGCUCAGACAAUGUUCGCCAUGCUGAAGACGGGCAAAAUGGAGCGUUUUAUGACCGACCUAGAGAUACUGGGCCUGCUGGUGGCCUGCUUGUGCCACGAUCUGGAUCAUCGCGGCACCAACAAUGCAUUCCAAACCAAAACUGAGUCCCCACUGGCUAUACUCUACACCACCAGCACCAUGGAGCAUCAUCAUUUCGAUCAAUGUGUUAUGAUACUCAAUUCCGAGGGCAACAACAUAUUCCAGGCUCUGUCGCCCGAAGACUAUCGCUCCGUCAUGAAGACUGUCGAAAGCGCAAUACUCUCCACCGAUUUGGCAAUGUAUUUUAAGAAGCGCAACGCGUUUCUCGAGCUGGUCGAAAAUGGCGAAUUCGAUUGGCAGGGCGAGGAGAAGAAAGAUUUGCUGUGCGGUAUGAUGAUGACGGCCUGCGACGUGAGCGCCAUAGCAAAGCCGUGGGAAGUGCAGCAUCGCGUCGCCAAGCUAGUGGCAGAUGAGUUCUUCGAUCAAGGCGAUCUGGAGAAGCUGCAGCUGAAUACUCAGCCCGUGGCCAUGAUGGACAGGGAGCGCAAGGAUGAGCUGCCCAAAAUGCAGGUGGGCUUCAUAGAUGUCAUUUGUCUGCCGCUCUACCGAGUGCUGUGCGACACAUUCCCCUGGAUAACGCCGCUGUACGAAGGCACGCUGGAGAACAGACGCAACUGGCAGGACUUGGCGGAGAAAGUGGAGAUGGGGCUCACCUGGAUCGAUCACGACACGAUCGACAAACCGGUUGAAGAGUUUGCCGGCUGUGCCGAUGAGGAGAUCAAGGACAUUGAGUUCACAGUGACAACGCUCAACUGCAAUCAGCAUGGUGGCAGCGCCGGCGGUGGGGAGGACACCCACACACCGGAGCAUCAGCGCAGCAGCUCACGGCUGAGCAUUAAGAAGACAGGCGCCUUGGGCAAGGUGGUGCGGUCGAAGCUAUCGAAGACGCUCUACAACAGCAUGGACGGCUCGAAGCCAAAGACAUCGCUCAAACUGCUCGAGUCACAUGUCAGCGAGGACAUGGACGACAAGAGUCCGACCAGCCCAUCCCAGCCACAUUCCGGUAGCGUUGGCCGCAUGUCCGCCUCCUCGUCCACAUCGUCCGCUGGCACCGUCGACAAGAGCAAGAAACGCUCCAAGCUGUGCGCAUUAUUAUGACGAAAGCCGUCUAAUUAGAGUUUGGUGACCCCCUCCAAUGCGGCUGGCAGUGAGACUGACAAAAGCGGAGGGGGGCUGACCGAAAUCUAAUUGGCUGAACAGUUUGGCUGGACAGUGUGCAUAGCAACAAAAUGCCAGCCAUCAAUCCUACAAUUAUAAUCUCGAACGACAUUGUCUUAACUAACUAACUAACUAACCAAUUAACUAACUAACUAACGAUAGUAACUAACUAAUUAAUGUGUAGUGCAAGUUGAAUGAGAACAACUUUAGUUUACUCUACGUGUAUAUGCCUAUAAGUAGAGACCAAUAUACCCACACCCACACCGACACCCACACCGACACCCACAACCACACAUACCCAUACAGCAAAGAAUUGCAAUAUUAUACCUAAGUGAAUGUCAAAUCAUGUGAUCUAUUUAAGGUCCUAAAGGCCAAAGCGCAUGCGCAAUAAGCCUUUUGGUAUACUCUCUCUUUAUCUCUCUCUCUCUCCUCUUCCGCUCUUCUACUAUCUCUCUGUCUCUGUUUCUUAGCUUUGAAUCUGAACAAACCGUAACUCUAAGCUCUUAGAUGUUUGUACACCACACAAAGUCAAAUAUAUGUAUGUACUAUAUAGAUAAUCGAUACAAAUGUGUUAAGUAGUUCUCAUGCGUAAUCGAAACGUGCUAGUCAAACGUAUAAAAUACCAGAUAAAUAAAUAUAUAUAGA